Molecule: messenger RNA, 879 nt
Organism: Microstroma glucosiphilum
Lineage: Eukaryota; Fungi; Basidiomycota; Exobasidiomycetes; Microstromatales; Microstromataceae
Exons: 2
Biological process (GO): regulation of RNA metabolic process; regulation of gene expression
Cellular component (GO): nucleus; cytoplasm
Molecular function (GO): mRNA binding
Source: RefSeq, a predicted model, not a curated record
CCUCAACACAUCUCGAUGCGAUCUCUCAUCGUCACUGGCGACGCUUCGAUUAUCAUCGGCAAGCAGGGAAAGCACAUCAACGAGAUUCGCGACAAGAGUGGAGCAAGGCUCACUAUCAGCGAGAGCAUUCCCGGUAAUCCUGAGAGAAUCUUGUCUGUCACUGGUCAGCUUGAUGCUGUCAGCAAGGCCUUUGGUUUGAUUGUGAGGAGGAUUAACGAUGAGCCCUUUGACCAGGCCUCGCUUCCCGGAAGCCGCGCUGUCACUAUUCGUUUCAUCAUCCCCAACUCGCGGAUGGGAUCUGUGAUUGGCAAGGCUGGUACGAAGAUCAAGGAGAUUCAGGAGGCUAGUGGAGCUAGGCUCAAUGCCGGAGAGCAGAUGCUGCCUGGCAGUACGGAGCGAGUCUUGAGCAUCUCGGGUGUAGCAGAUGCCGUCCACAUUGCAGUCUACUACGUCGGUACCAUCCUGCUCGAACACCCGGACCGCAACGCCAACAACCUCUCUUACCGCCCCACUGCUGCUGGAUCCGGCGUCGGCGCAAGCUACAGCGGCCGAGGCAGCUUUGCACCUGCCGCUGGCUCUGUCGGUGGAGGCCCCAGCUACGGACCUGGUCCCCCUCAGCUUCCCCCCGGCUCUCAGACUCAGCAAAUCUUCAUCCCCAACGACCUCGUGGGCUGCAUCAUCGGCAAGGGUGGACAGAAGAUCAACGAGAUUCGACAGAUGAGCGCUAGUCAUAUCAAGAUUAUGGAGCCUGGAGCGGGAGCUCUGGCUGGUGGUGGAGCAAAUGAGCGAUUGGUGACGAUUACUGGACCACCUCAAAAUAUUCAAGUCGCUGUGCAGCUCCUCUACCAGCGAUUGGAGCAGGAAAAGAUGCGUCUUGCC